AUGAUCUCCGACACGAACGCUGUUCUUUUUCGUAUCUUCUUCUUUCUAUGUCUCUUCUCUUUGGCAGCGGCACAACAGCCUUACGUAGGCAAAUCAACCACCGAUUGUUCCGUUUCCGACAACUCAACCUCCGUUCUUGGCUACUCUUGUAACGGCCUCAACAAAACCUGUCUCUCUUACGUCACUUUCCGAUCAAAACCUCCUUUCUCCACCGUCUCUUCAAUCUCUUCCCUCUUCUCCGUCGACUCAUCUCUCGUCUCUUCCCUCAACAACGCCGCAACGACCUCAACUUCCUUCCCUUCUGGUCAACAAGUCAUCAUCCCCGUAACUUGUUCUUGCUCCGGUUCCUAUUCGCAAGCCAAUCUCAACUACACAAUCCAACAAAACGAUUCAUACUUCUUCAUUGCCAACGACACUCUCCAAGGCCUAUCGACGUGUCAAGCUUUGGAGAAACAGAACAAUGUUUCCUCUCAAUCUCUGUUUCCUGGUAUGAGGAUCGUUGUUCCGAUACGUUGCGCGUGUCCCACGGCUAAACAAGUCAACGAAGACGGAGUCAACUAUCUGAUGAGCUACACGGUGGUUUUCGGAGACACGGUGGACAUCAUCAGCCAGAGAUUCGGCGUUGAGACGAACAAGACUUUAAUAGCUAAUCAAAUGUCUUUUGAGAAUGCUGGUGUCUUCCCUUAUACAACAAUUCUGAUUCCUUUAGAGAAUCCUCCUUCACAAGUCAACUCUCUGACUCCUCCUCCUCCUCCUCCGCCAGCUCAAUCGGUUUCUCCUCCAUUGAAAUCGAAGAAAACUUGGGUCUAUGUUCUUGCGGGAGUACUAGGAGGAGCUUUGGUUUUGAGUGUGAUUGCUGCAGCCAUCUUCUGUCUGGUUAAGCGGAAACCGAAAACGCAAGAAGAAACGAGAAACUUCGAUAGCUUCACGGCCAAGAAACCUCCGAAAUCCGAUCAAGAUCAAGAAUCAGAAUUCGAUCCUCUAGAUGGUUUAUCAGGGAUGGUGGUAGAUACUUUAAAAGUAUACAAAUUCAACGAGCUGCGAUCAGCGACGAGUGAUUUCACGUCGUCUAGCUCGAUCGGAGGAUCAGGGUACAUCGGAAAAAUCAACGGCGAUGGAGCAAUGAUCAAGAAAAUCGAAGGAAACGCAUCUGAGGAGAUUAACUUGUUGUCCAAGCUAAACCAUUUCAACAUCAUUCGUCUCUCAGGGUUCUGUUUUCACGAAGGAGAUUGGUACUUAGUCUAUGAACACGCUUCAAAUGGAAGCUUAAGCGAUUGGAUCCACUCUAAAUCGCUUUUGAGCUCGACUCAGAGAUUGCAAAUCGCGUUAGAUAUAGCCACGGGGCUUAACUAUCUACACAACUUCGCUGAUCCUCCGUACGUUCACAGAGAUUUGAACAGCGGGAAUGUGUUUCUUGACUACGAGUUUCGAGCCAAGAUUGGUAAUUUAGGGUUAGCCAAAUCGACAGGAGAAGGAGAAGGUUACGUUUUGACGAGACACGUGGAAGGAACGAGAGGGUAUUUAGCUCCCGAGUAUUUGGAACAUGGGUUAGUCUCGACUAAGCUUGAUGUUUAUGCUUUUGGAGUGUUGUUGUCGGAGAUUGUUACUGGUAAAGAUGUGUCUGAACUGAAGAAAGAGAUUGAAGAAGGUGAUGCGAUGGAGGAGCUUUUGGUUCGUGGGAGAUUCUUACCUGAAGGGUUAGUGAGUUUUGUGGUUAGAUUGGUGGAUGAUUGUUUGAAGAGAGAUCAUUUGGAUCGUCCAUCGAUGGAUGAAAUUGUUCUGUCUUUGUCUAAGAUCUUGACGGCUUCGAAAAGCUGGGAAUCAUCGUACUAA
Microthlaspi erraticum is the source of this 1833-nucleotide messenger RNA. NCBI's taxonomy places the organism in Eukaryota, Viridiplantae, Streptophyta, Magnoliopsida, Brassicales, Brassicaceae. The record is from the annotation of a GenBank genome assembly.